Coregonus sp. 'balchen' is the source of this 20443-nucleotide messenger RNA. The record is from the annotation of a GenBank genome assembly. NCBI's taxonomy places the organism in Eukaryota, Metazoa, Chordata, Actinopteri, Salmoniformes, Salmonidae.
AUUUUAGACGCGUUUUAUUAUUUGGCAAACUAGCCACAGCAUUAUUAUGACUAUAGAAAACAUGCUGGACUCCACUCUUGAAUAGUCAAUCGUCUAUAUUGCCGAUAUACUAGUCUAGGACAGCUGUGUUAUAACGUGUUAUUAUAACGUGACAGACAGAUUGCGUUGUAAGUGCUGUUGUCUUUUCACCGGUGUCUGCAAGGUGUAGCUGCUUGCUAACUAGCUAACGUUACUAGCUAGCUAGCCAUCUGUUUUCAGAGUAGCGAGACAACCAUCAUAAUUCUAGAAACGUAUGAAAUUACCUGUUGGCAGAUGUUUUUCAAUUUAAUAUACCUUUAGGGCAACAGAUCGCAUUCUCUCAAUGGGUGGAAAGAAGAAGAAAUCAGCCACUGUCCCAACAGUCCCACCGGCAGCAGCAGGAGGCAAUGUUCCUGCUGCUGGAAACGGCGUGGCUGACCCUGCUACUAAUGGGAAAAAGCAGAAGCCAACUCCUGCAAAAGCUGCUGUGAAAGAAAACAAACCAAAGGGUAUGUUACUCAUAUAAAGUAAGGUCUAGUUAGCUAGCUAGGUCUGAGCAGAGCUAGGUCUCAGAAGGCUGUGGCUGUUGUUAUGAGUCAGAAAAACCCUGGUAGGUAAUAAUAGCCUACAAUACACCUUCUGACACCUUCCUUGACUAUUUUGACAGGUCCAAAGACCUACAGCCUCACAAACACAGCACAAGUGGACACAGGAGGAGUCGCUGACAAGUCUAUUCUCAAAGUAAGUGUGCAGAAUAGACUGUUGUAUGUGUCUGAUGUUUAACCCUGUUAUUAGCCUACUACUUUAUAAACAUUUUCUUAAAUGUUUUACUUCUGUUACAGGUUGUCAUUCAAGCAGACUUGGAGAAGAAGAUCAUCAAACUGAUCAAUGAUUUCAGACAAGAGAAUGGAGACAAAGGGCCGAUAUCAGGAAGACUCACCAACAAGAAAUUGCUGGUAAAGAACAUAAUGUGUCACAGUAACAAACAAACCUUGAUUCUCAUGUCUGUCGUAUGUCUUUUGUUAAUCUAUUCUAAUGUCAUAUGCUUUGUGUUACACUGUCAUGAUAUAGCCUGUGAUUGUGUUUUACAGGAUCUCUACUUAGCUCUGCAGAAGUUCAAGUUUAAGACGGAGCACAUUGAGGAAGCCAUGAAAAUCAGUGUGUUGUAUGGAGGAGACCUGCACUCUGCCCUCGACUGGCUUUGCCUGAACCUGAAAGAUGGUACUUUUACUUAGAUGUUCAAAUUGUCUGGGUUUUUUUUACCCUCUUAUCGCAACAAACUUCUAUACUGAUCCUCUGACUGACUCGUUUUACUCUAGCUUUCUUUGAUUCCCUCCUCCUCCUCUCCUCCAGAGGAGCUGCCAGCAGGUUUCAGUCAGAGGAUGCAGGAAGAGAACCAUGAGACCAAGCCCAAGUUCCAGCCUGCACCCCAAGCACCCCAACCUGAGUCUCCCAAAGAGACGAAGAAAGAGCCGGCAAAGGUGGGGAAAAUAUAGCCUUGAUCCACCCUUUCCUUUGUGUUGCUUAGAGUAUGCGGAGCGAAUGCAACAUUUCAGUCUGGCAACGUAAGAUUAUAGGAAACAUUUUUACACAUUCUGAGUCUGUGAGUCAAUAAAUUAUCCCUGUGAGUUCAUCAGUCAUCUCCAUGGUGAUCUCCAUGUUGACAGGUGCCUGUGAAGGAUGAGGGGGCCAGUAUGAAGGAGUGGAUCCUUAGAUACGCAGAGCAGUCCAGUGAGGAGAGCAGCGAAGAAGAGGAGGAGCAGAGUGGGAAGAAGACACGGAACCCAGAACUGGAUGAGAAGUUUGAUCCGGUAAGCUGAACUCAGCAAUCAUGUCACACACUCACCUGUUACACUGACAUGUACUGUAUAAAUGAUGACGCUCUAAUCUGGUCUUACUUUUCUGAUAGCCUGGGUGCCAGUCUGUUUCUGCUCUCUUGCUAACUCCUUAUGGAAUGUUUAGCAUGACAAUUCCAUAAGGACUGGCACCCAGGCUACUUUUCCAAAAGUUCUAGGGAUCUAUAGUACUACUGGGUACUAAUACUACUUGAUGGGUAGUACUGUUUCUUUCACUCUGGUUGUGUCAUUGACUUGUGAUCUUGUGUUGUUGUGUAGAACGACAGGUACCUGGUGCUCACUGCACAGCUGUACGAUGCUAAGGAGAUGGCUGCUACAGCCAAGGCCAAGAAGGACAAAGGAGGUCAGAGGACUGCACAGGACAGAAUCAGGGUCAUACAGCAAGGUGUGUCUGGGUCCUCCAUGGUCAACUGAACACUCACAGUAUCUAUAUCAGGGAUGGGCAACUUUGAUAGUGGUGGGGGCCACAAAAAAUCGGAACACAUCAUGAGGGGCCGCAGUGGCUCGCGGGUCUGUGUACCACAUCCAUACCCACACAUGGCGUCAGAGCCAGCCCUAGCCUUUUGGGGGCCCAAAGCAAAAUGUUGUUGCCCCCCCCAAAAAGAGAAAAAUGGUUGCCAUUUUCAAGCAAGUUUGCUGCAAUUCUACACAUUUAGCCAUUGGGCAGAAAGAAGAUUUUGCUAUUUUAUAACUAAUUUCAUGCAAUUCUACUAAUUUUGCCAUGGUGCGUAGAGAAGAAUUAGCAGUUUUACAGCUACUUUCCUGCAAUUGUACACAUUUUGCCAUAGGGUGGAGAGAAAUUAUAUCUGAGUGAGAGUGAUUAACAAAAUCAAUGGGGGGGCCACCCGGUCGGUAAUUCCACCAUGAUGACAACACGUUUAGAUAGUCUAGCGGCCAGACUAACUUACCAAUCUAAAACUAUUUAGCUGCCAAUGGCUAAUUGAGUGACUGUCAGUAACUCAUGUUUCCAUCCAACUAUUUCAUUAUCUGACGCAUGAAAAAAGUCACGACCGGGCUGAUGGAAACGUGAAAUGCCGGUACAAUUUUAUAAAUGCCGACAGACAAUUUGUUCGUUCGACAAGGUGGGAUCUUUUUGUGUCUGUAAAAUUUAUUAUACGAGAAAUUACUGUAGAAACACCUUAUGAUAUAAUAACAAUAACCAUCAUAUGGAAGUAAACUUGGAGUCACGUGAUGAUAUAGUGUGUGGUCCUCCCACUACGACUCGUGAAACCAUGCAGUUUAUUAGGCUACAGAUGAAUAAGUUAUGAUGAACUUCACAGGGUGGUGAAUGUGCAAGGGGAGGAGCUUGAUGCUCCUUUGCAAUAAAUAUCGAGGGUCUUAUUCUGGUGACAUGAUGGUUGAUGCUUGGCUGCCGUUUGGAUUACUUUAUCCUAUCCCAGGUAUUCCUUAAAGAGGUGGGGUUUCAAGUGUCUCCGGAAGGUGGUGAAUGACUCCGCUGUCCUGGCGUCGUGAGGGAGCUUGUUCCACCAUUGGGGUGCCAGAGCAGCGAACAGUUUUGACUGGGCUGAGCGGGAACUGUGCUUCUGCAGAGGUAGGGGGGCCAGCAGGCCAGAGGUGGAUGAACGCAAUGCCCUCGUUUGGGUGUAGGGACUGAUCAGAGCCUGAAGGUACGGAGGUGCCGUUCCCCUCACAGCUCCGUAGGCAAGCACCAUGGUCUUGUAGCAGAUGCGAGCUUCAACUGGAAGCCAGUGGAGUGUGCGGAGGAGCGGGGUGACGUGAGAGAACUUGGGAAGGUUGAACACCAGACGGGCUGCGGCAUUCUGGAUGAGUUGUAGGGGUUUAAUGGCACAGGCAGGGAGACCAGCCAACAGCGAGUUGCAGUAAUCCAGACGGGAGAUGACAAGUGCCUGGAUUAGGACCUGUGCCGCUUCCUGUGUAAGGCAGGGUCGUACUCUCCGAAUGUUGUAGAGCAUGAACCUACAGGAUCGGGUCACCGCCUUGAUGUUAGCGGAGAACGACAGGGUGUUGUCCAGGGUCACGCGAAGGCUCUUCGCACUCUGGGAGGAGGACACAAUGGAGUUGUCAACCGUGAUGGCGAGAUCAUGGAACGGGCAGUCCUUCCCCGGGAGGAAGAGCAUCUCCGUCUUGCCAGGGUUCAGCUUGAGGUGGUGAUCCGUCAUCCAUACUGAUAUGUCUGCCAGACAUGCAGAGAUGCGAUUCGCCACCUGGUUAUCAGAAGGGGGGAAAGGAGAAGAUUAGUUGUGUGUCGUCUGCGUAGCAAUGAUAAGAGAGGCCAUGUGAGGAUAUGACAGAGCCAAGUGACUUGGUGUAUAGCGAGAAUAGGAGAGGGCUUAGAACUGAGUCCUGGGGGACACCAGUGGUGAGUGCACGUGGUGCGGAGAAAGCUUCUCGCCACGCCACUUGGUAGGAGCGACCGGUCAGGUAGGACGCAAUCCAAGAGUGAGCCGCGCCGGAGAUGCCCAGCUCGGAGAGGGUGGAGAGGAGGAUCUGAUGGUUCACAGUAUCAAAGGCAGCAGACAGGUCUAGAAGGACAAGAGCAGAGGAGAGAGAGUUAUGGAAAUGUAACGGCAAAAGUAAUGUUUAUGUGCACUACGUCAUCACGCACAGCCUUUUAUCCACAAAAAGUAUGUUUAAUUGAAACACAUCCCUGGUGGGAAAAUGCUCAUAUUGUUUUAUACAGAUUUUAGAAUAUUCACAUUAAAAUCUGUUGCAAACUGGAUGGAAACCUAGCUGCUGACUGAUAUAACAAGAGAGAAACUGGUGAUGCACAACCAGUUUUCGAAAUUGCACUUUGUGUAUUCUACUAUUCUAACUCUCAACAGUUCCAAUUUUUUUAUUUUUAUAAAUAUGUUUUGUUUUUGGAAAUGGAUCCGUGAGCGUACAUAAUGGGGGCCAUGGGCCGCUACCAGUUACCCAUCCCUGAUCUGCAUACAUUAUCUUUCAAACUAUUUACAGUAACACUGUUAUGUUCCGUAUUUGACCACAGAGCAUCCUUUUUGAUAAUAUUUGAUAGAAGUGUAUUGGUUUUAUUUUCACACCACAUAUUAAUGGUUAUGUUUCUAUUCACAUUUUAGAGAUGAAGCCACUAGAAUCCCAUCCUAUGUUCAACACAGUGAUAAAAGUUGUAGACACGCCCAAAGUCGAGGAGAAGAAACCACCUGCUCCAAAUGAGGGGAAGGAAGAACUAGCAUUCGGCCUGUUUGAACAAGCUGAAAAGGAAAAGACCCCUCCCACAGAGAAAAGUAAGAAUGGAUUGACCCAAACAUCUUUGUGUCAACCAGUGGAGGCUGCUGAGGGGAGGAUGACUCAUAAUAAUGGCUGGAACGGAGCAAAUGGAAUGGCAUCAAACACAUGGAAACCAUGGAAACCAUGUGUUUGAUGUUGUUGAUACCAUUCCAUUAAUUCCGCUCCAGCCAUUACCACGAGUCCGUCCUCCCCAGUUAAGGUGCCACCAACCUCCUGUGGUGUCAACUGAGUAUAUGAUGCACUGUCUCUAUACUCAUCCAAAACAAUCAUGCAUGGCAUUGGGGUAUGAGCAUACAAAUGCAUACUACGCUGUGUAGUAAAAUCCUACACAUUACAGUAUAACUGAGUGUGGUACUAAGGUUUCGUAUUAAAACAUCACAUUUAUUUCUGUCUCCUCAGCAGUGAAAAAGAAUGAGCCUAAAGACAUCCGUAACUUUGACUACACGGCUCGCAGCUGGACCGGCAAGUCCCCCAAACAGUUCCUGAUUGACUGGGUCAGGAAGAACCUCCCUAAGAGCCCUGCUCCUUCCUUCCAGAAGGUUGCUGCUGGGAGAUACUGGAAGUGCAGGUGAGUGAUUGGAUCCAAUCUCAGGAUCUCUGGCAUGUUGUUAAAGUAGUCAGCAGGCUUGUGAUCAAUGCCAUUUAAUUCAGUCAACUCUGCUAGUUCAUUGAGUUUUCAUUGAGUUGGAAUUUCAGUUUAUUUUACUGAAUUAGCUGCAUUCAAAUUAAAAUUGACCUCAACAUUGGUAGUCAGAGAAGCUGCACAUCCGUAUUCAACAAUUUGUUAUGCUCCUCCUGGCUUAGUGUUGGGAAGAUAGACAGUUGUAGCCUGGCUGACGUGACCCACAUGGUGCACAGCCAGGGAGAGCUGACACACUGGUCAGGACACAAGUCUGUUUUUAAUGCAGAAUUCACACACAGCCCCUGAGCCCCACCACCUAACCCUGAUACAACCACACACAGCCCCCGAGCGCUGCCCCCUUCCGUGAGGUCUCAACCCCCAGGAAAUAACAAAGUUUGAGAGAACCAAUCAGGGUUUGGGGCGGUGGCGCUCGGGGGCUGUGUGUGGUUGUCUAUGUGGGCGUUUGAGUAAGAAAGACACAGAGGAGAACCAACCAGUUAAAAAUCACAGCCCCUUCAUUAUCAUGCCUACAACAUCAAGGAGCCUUUCCAGGUGGUGAAGUCAGGAAGACUUGGAGUUUGGUGUCAGCCAGACUUAGACAGUGUAUGACGUGUUGUGAUUAAGUUUUGUCUUACAGUAAGACUGGUAUUGUUUCUCCCAGGGUUCGUGUUCAGAGACUGGAUGAUGUUUUGGAGGUUUGUCCCAAUAUCCUAACUGAGGAUGGCAUGCAGGCUCAGCACCUGGGUGCUACACUGGCCAUCUACAAUCUGUGUAAAGGACAGGUGAGUUCAUACUGUAUGUAACCUCAACUAGAGUCAGGUGUGUUUCUGAUGCUGUUUUACAUUCCAAUAACCAUAACCUAUGUCUGUCUGUCUCUCUCUCUCUCUCUCUCUCUCUCUCUCUCUCUCUCUCUCUCUCUCUCUCUCUCUCUCUCUCUCCCUCUCUCCCUCCCUCCCUCCAUCCCAGUCAGUCCAUAUGUUGAUCCCUCCCACGUACCGUGAGGUGUGGCUGGAGUGGCGGGACAGCGAGCAGGCAGAGGAGGAGGAGCUCCGCACGGCCAUCAACAAACCCCGAGACCAGUUCAUCGCCCGGCUGCUGACCCGGCUGAAGCAGCAGCAGCCCCAGAAGAAGUGUCCUUCUCCACAGCCAGGGCUGCAGGGGGCUGGGGACGAGCCCGAGGAUGACUGGGAGAGCCUGGCCAACCUGGAGGAAGAGGAGGACCCAGGGAAAACCAUUACCCCGAAGGAGAGAUGUGGUGGGGCUGCAGAGGCGGCGGCUCGGGCCCUUCUUCUGAAGCUCCGUGGUUCGGCACUGUCCCGGCGGUUACAGGUCUGUAAUGUUUUUAAUCUAUUUUUAAUCAGUUUUAAUGUCUUAUCAAUAGUUGUAAUAUUGUGGAGUGACACUUUACUAAAUGUUUCUAAACACUACAGACGGAAAGAGAGCAGCUCCCGGUGUUCCAGCACCGCGUGCGGGUCAUGGAGGCUCUGUGUCGCAACCGUGUGGUGGUGGUGGCAGGGGAGACGGGCAGCGGGAAGAGUACCCAGAUCCCCCAGUUUAUCCUGGAGGAGCUGCUGACUGGGGAAGCUGAGGCCCAGCCCUGUAACAUAGUGGUCACCCAGCCACGCAGGAUCUCUGCCAUGAGUCUGGCCAGCAGGGUGUCUCAGGAGCUGGGCUGUGACGACGGGCCUGGAGCCAAGGUUAGAGGGAAUGGCCGAUGGGCUGGUGGAAGUGGUUAGGUGGUUUGAGAUUGGAUUGAGGUUGACUACAGUAGGUUACAUGUAGGUGGGGGUGAUAAGCUGGUGGAUGUGGUUAAAGGGUUAUGUUAGGUGGUUAGGGGUUUAGGAUGUCUCAAAAAGGUUAGGUGUUGUGUAAGGGAAGAGUUGAAAGCAGAAUGCAACACAUUUGAUUAAGGUAUUUUCUAUUAUUUGUUUACAAUGUUGAUGUUUCAGUCGUCGCUGUGCGGGUACCAGAUCCGGAUGGAGAACAAGUCUUCGGACUCGACCCGUCUGCUGUACUGCACCACCGGGGUUCUCCUCAGGAAGCUGCAGCAGGACCACAUGCUCAGCUCUCUGACCCACAUCAUAGUGGACGAGGUAUUUCAUUUAUUUAUUUAUUUAUUUUAUUUUACCUCCUUUUUCUCUCCCCAAUUUCGAUCUUGUCUCAUCGCUGCAACUCCCCAACGGGCUCAGGAGGCGAAGGUCAAGUCAUGCGUCCUCCGAAACAUGACCCGCCAAACUGCGCUUCUUAACACCCGCCCGCUUAACCCAGAAGCCAGCCCCACCAAUGUGUCGCUAGAGCGAGAUGAGCCAAGUAAAGUCCCCCCGGCCAAACCCUCCCCUAUCCCGGACGACGCUGGGCCGGUUGUGAUACAGCCCGGGAUCGAACCCGGGUCUGUAGUGACGCUUCUAGCACUGUGAUGCAGUGCCUUAGACUGCUGUGCCACUCGGGAGGCCGGUAUUUCAUUUUUUAAGCUACUUUAUUAACCAGAGCUGAUAAAGCGUGAGAGGAGGGAGGAGAGAGAGAGAGAGGUGCCGCUCUAGCAGGCGGGGGAGGGGCCGUACUGUGAGCGAGUGACAUUGGGAGCGGGGAGGGAGAGACGAGAGACAGCAACCAAGCCGACUCUCGCUAUAGUAAACUAAUAGCUGCCAUAACUAGGUUAUUUAUCAUCCAAUAUGAUUACGUUGUACCUGUCUUGACUGCAUCAAACCAGGAGAAGCUAGUUAAGAUAGCUAACGUUAGCUAGCUGGGCUAAUUGAGGCUGCAGUGCAUGCGCUUUCUCAUCCUACAGUUACAAAUAACAUUAACUCCAUUCAGAAUAUUAAGUAGCAGCCUGCCUGUUGACUCUUGGUCGUUGUAGCCUAUCCUUUAACUUUUAAUUAUUCUAUUGUUUAGAUACACUACAAUGCCAAAAGUAUGUGGACACCUGCUCAUCGAACAUCUCAUUCCAAAAUAAUGGGCAUUAAUAUGGAGUUGGUCCCCCCUUUGCUGCUAUAACAGCCUCCACUCUUCUGGGAAGGCUUUCCACUAGAUGUUGGAACAUUGCUGCGGGGAUUUGCUUCCAUUCAGCCACAAGAGCAUUAGUGAGAUCGGGCACUGAUGUUGGGCGAUUAGGCCUGGCUCGCAGUCGGCGUUCCAAUUCAUCCCAAAGGUGUUCGAUGGGGUUGAGGUCAGGGCUCUGUGCAGGCCAGUCAAGUUCUUCCACACCGAUCUCGACAAACCAUUUCUGUAUGGGCCUCGCUUUGUGCACGGGGGCAUUGUCAUACUGAAACAGGAAAGGGCCUUCCCCAAACUGUUGCCACAAAGUUGGAAGCACAGAAUUGUCUAGAAUGUAUGUAGCGUUAAGAUUUCCCUUCACUGGAACUAAGGGGCCUAGCCCGAACCAUGAAAAACAGCCCCAGACCAUUAUUCCUCCUCCACCAAACUUUACAGUUGUCACUAUGCAUUGGGACAGGUAGCGUUCUCCUGGCAUCUGUCAAACCUAGAUUUGUCUGUCAGACUGCCAAAUGGUGAAGCAUGAUUAAUCACUCCAGACAACACAUUUCCACUGCUCCAGAGUCCAAUGGCGGCGAGCUUUACACCACUCCAGCCGACGCUUGGCAUUGCGCAUGGUGAUCUUAGGCUUGUGUGCGGCUGCUCGGCCAUGGAAACCCAUUUCAUGAAGCUCCUGAUGAACAGUUCUUGUGCUGACGUUGCUUCCAGAGGCAGUUUGGAACUCGGUAAUGAGUGUUGCAACCGAGGACAGACGAUCCUGUUCUGUGAGCUUGUGUGGCCUACCACUUCGCGGCUGAGCCGUAAUGGUUCCAAGGCAUUUACAGUUCACAAUAACAGCGCUUACAGUUGACCGUGGCAGCUCUAGCAGGGCAGAAAUGUGAUGAACCGACUUGUUGGAAAGGUGGCAUCCUAUGACGGUGCCACGUUGAAAGUCACUGAGCUCUUCAGUAAGGCCAUUCUACUGCCAAUGUUUGUCUAUGGAGAUUGCAUGGGGGUGUGCUUGAUUUUAUACAGCUGUCAGCAACGGGUGUGGAUGAAUAGCCGAAUCCACUAAUUUGAAGGGGUGUCCACAUACCUUUGUAUAUAUAGUGUAGUUCUCAUCAUUGACUGGCCAUGUAGGGUAUCUCCUAGCUUUUGCCACACACGGAGCGAGGCUCUAUGACUGUAACCUAUUGUCGCUUGAUGACUUAUGAUUGGCCAACAACAAGCUACACGCUCCACUCUCGUGAAAAGCAAGAGCAGCUGCAUUAAAAUGUCUCUCUGUCUCUCUCUCUACUGCAGCAGUCGCGUUUGGAUCUGUACGGGCCCUUCCGGACAAGUCCGUUAAAAUUACACAUACCUGAGACCCGUGACAAUCAUAUCAGAUCCGACCCAGACCCGUGACAUUACUUAGAAUUCUGGAUCCGGACCCGCUCGGGUCCCGGAUCGGGAGCAUUUGGGUACGGGUGGAUCCGUGAAGACCUCUAGUAUGGACACUACACUGAUAUCUGACCUCUUACACACUGCCCACUGUGCCCAGGGUUCGGUCAGACUCUCACACACACUUCAGUCUGUGCAUGUUUUAGAUCGACUACAUUGCAGCCAAACUGGGCAGAAUUACUGAUCUACAUAUUACCUUGCAUGCCAAAUAACCACUCAUUAUGUGAUCAAAAUAAACUUGCCUUGAAACACGCUGUCUGUCUCAUCCAUUCUAGGUCCAUGAACGCAGCGUCCAGUCUGAUUUCCUGCUGACCAUCCUGAAGGACGUGGUCCAGAAACGGUCCGACCUGCACCUGGUCAUGAUGAGCGCCACGGUCGACUGUGAUAAGUUUGCCGCCUACUUCAACCGCUGCCCUAUAGUCAACAUCCCUGGCAGAACCUUCCCUGUCGAGGUUAGAUGUCGGGAACUUUUCAUUUCCCAAUCGUUCACAAAUAUUAAAAUAUGAACUGUAUUUUCUGUUUAAAUUGAAUUUUCCAUCACAAGUCAAUUAUAUUUCUGUCCUAAUCGGUCUAAGUGCCAAAGAUGAUGUUAUUUGUAUCAUACUACUUGUUGUUGUCCUGAUAUAAAAUGUUAUUUCAGCACUCAAUGUAGCAUUGUUACAGUGCAUCUCUCAGAUGCUGUAUGGUGUUGUCCUGAUGUGUUCUGACCAUAGAAUUAAAAUGAAUAGAAAGGUCAAAAAUGUAAUAAUGGGUGGACUGCCGGCCAUUUUGAGUGUCCCCAUAGCAAUAAAGCAGAAAGUGUCAUUCUAUUUCUGUGGUUCUGAAAUGCUCUGUUGCUCCUCCAUUGUCAGGUGUUCCACCUGGAAGACAUAGUGGAGGAGACGGGCUAUGUUCUGGAGAAGGACUCUGAAUACAGCCAGAAGAUCCUUGAGGAGGAGGAGGAGGUCAACAUCAACUUCACGCAGAAAGGAGGGAAGAACAUGCAGCACCAGGUGAGAUGGGGUAUGACAGACAGGGGUGUGAUCUCUGGGAUAGAGGGGCCUUGUGAUAGUACCUACUUGCUGCAUUGGAUCUCAGGAUCAGAUUGAUUACUGACUUGUCUCUGAAAACACUGUAGAAGUGCCGUGUUAUUUCCUAAACUAUACUGAAUCAUUGAGCUGUGUGCUAUCCUAUUCUACACUACUGUAAAUGCCUCAGAUCUGAUCCAUGUUGUGCAUUACAGUGAACAGGAACCAAUACAUAACUCAUGGUGUUUUGUGUGUGUGUUCUCCAGGAGUUUAUAGUGAAAGACUCAGGCUCUGGCUGGGACCUGGGUCCUGACCUGGACCACUUCAGCAGCCGGACCCGCCACGCCCUGCAGUACAUGAACCCCAACAAGAUCAACAUGGAACUGGUCCUGGACCUGCUCGACUACCUGGGUAAAUAUACACCUCCUGGACAGAAUAGCGGGUUCAUUCAGCCCAGUGUGAGGACGUGGAGAGAGCUAUAGACUGGAUAGUUAAUCUCAUGUCUAUAUGUGGUUUAUGGUUGUUGUUUUAUAGUUGUUUUUAAUUAGGGCAAUUUAGAUUUAGAUUGAUUUGAUUGAUUGAUUGAUUGGUGUUGCGCCAACUGUAAUAUUUUUUCCCCUUCCCCCAGAUAAGUCUCCUCAGUUUGCAGUGGUGGAUGGAGCUGUUUUGGUGUUCCUCCCAGGUCUGGCCCACAUCCAACAGCUUUAUGACCUGCUCUCCACAGACAAGAGGUUCCGUGGCAAAGACAGGUGAGUUUAUAGUCUUUACUGACAAUGUCCUCCUGAGAAGAAUGCCAUCUUGAGUGCUAGCUAUUUAUAAAUUCAUUGUUGCGUUUAGUGGAAUACAUUAAUAGGUAUGUGUAGCCAAAAUCAGGUCAACAUGGUGGUAAACUAUUUUGUAGCAAAGGUUAUAGCUUUCAUAAAGAGAUUGGUUUAUGUCUCCCUAUUCAGGUACAAACUGGUAGCCCUGCACUCGACACUGUCAUCUAAGGACCAGGCUGCUGCAUUUACAGUGCCCCCUGCUGGAGUUAGGAAGGUGCUGGGGUUUCUUUCUUUAGUGCAGUGAUGAACUGAGAUACAUACUGCUGAAACAAUCAUUUUCAUUACCCUGUCUCUAUUUUAGAUUGUGCUGUCCACAAACAUAGCGGAAACUGGAGUCACCAUACCCGAUGUUGUGUUCGUUAUUGAUACCGGAAAGACCAAAGAAAACAAGUACCAUGAGAGUAGCCAAAUGAGUUCCCUGGUGGAGACGUUUGUCAGCAAGGCCAGUGCCCUCCAGAGGCAAGGCAGGGCAGGACGCGUGCGAGACGGCUUCUGCUUCCGCCUGUACCCCAAAUUCAGGUCAGCCUCUCCCUCUCAACCACAGAACAAGUUGCUGUCUACGGCACAAAUACCUCUACAGCCUUAUCUGAGGUCAGCAGCUACACACGUUACAACCUGAUUGUGAAUGUUCUUCUAUGUAACAGGUUUCAGGCAUUCAUGGAUUACGCCAUACCAGAGAUACUGAGGGUUCCCCUGGAGGAGCUGUGUCUUCAUAUUAUGGUACACUGACAAUUAUAAACUGGGUGGUUCAAGCCCUGAAUGCUGAUUGGCUGACAGCCGUGGUAUAUACCACGGGUGUGACAAAACAUUUAUUUUUACUGCUCAAAUUACGUUGGUAACCAGUUUAUAAUAGCAAUAAGGCACCUUGGGGGUUUGUGGUAUAUGGCCAAUAUACCACGGCUAAGGGCUGUAUCCAGGCACUCCGCGUUGCGCCUAAGAACAGCCCUUAGCCGUGGUGUAUUGGCCAUAUACCACAACCCCCCAAGGUGUCUUAUUACUUAAUUAUUCUUAGAUAAUCUUCAUACUAGAUACAGGAACAAUCUACUCACAGGGCUCUCAAUGUGACUUCCCUGGUUAAAUAAAGGACAAAAAGACAUCCCAACCACCCAACCCUAAUCUAUCUCCCCAACCGCCCUAAUCUCCCACCAUCCCAACCACCCUAACCUUCCCAACCACCCUAACCUUCCCAACCAUCCCAACCACCCUAACCUUCCCAACCACCCUAACCUUCCCAACCAUCCUAACCACCCUAACCUUCCCAACCAUCCCAACCACCCUAACCUGCCCAACCACCCUAACCUUCCUAACCACCAUAACCGUCCCAACACCACCACCCUAACCUCCCAACCACCCUAACCUUCCCAACCACCCUAACCGGCACCACCCAACACACCCGAACCUUCCCAACCACCCUAACCGGCAACGGCCCAACCACCCGAACCGGCCCAACCACCCGAACCGGCCGAACCACCCGAAGCGGCCCAACCAGCCCAACCACCCGAACCGGCCCAACCACCCGAACCGGCCGAACCACCCGAACCGGCCCAAACCACCCGAACCGGCCGAACCACCCGAACCGGCCCAACCACCCGAACCGGCCGAACCACCCGAACCGGCCCAACCACCCGAACCGGCCCAACCACCGAACCGGCCCAACCACCCGAACCGGCCCAACCAGCCCAACCACCCGAACCGGCCCAACCACCCGAAGGGGCCCAACCACCCGAACCGGCCCAAGCAGCCCAACCACCCAACCCGCCCAACCACCGAACCCGCCCAACCACCCGAACCACCCGAACCGGCCCAACCACCCGAACCGGCCCAACCACCCGAACCGGCCAACCACCCCAACCACCCGAAGGCGCCCAACCCCCGUCCGAACCAGCCCAACCACCCAACCGGCCCAACCACCCGAACCGGCCCAACCAGCCCAACCACCCGAACCGGCCCAACCACCCGAACCGGCCCAACCACCCAACCACCCGAAGCGGCCCAACCGGCCGAACCAGCCCAACCACCCGAACCGGCCCAACCACCCGAACCGGCCCAACCAGCCCAACCACCCGAACCGGCCCAACCACCCGAACCGGCCCAACCACGCCAACCACCCGAAGCGGCCCAACCACCCGAACACCCGAACGGCCCAACCAGCCCAACCACCCGAACCGGCCCAACCACCCGAACCGGCCCAACCACCCGAAGCGGCCCAACGACCCGAAGCGGCCCAACCACCCGAACCGGCCCAACCAGCCCAACCACCCGAACCGGCCCAACCACCCGAACCGGCCAACCACCGAACAGGCCCAACCACCCGAACCGGCCCAACCACCCUGAAGCGGCCCAACCACCCGAACCGGCCGAACCAGCCCAACCACCCGAACCGGCCCAACCACCCGAACCGGCCAACCAGCCCAACCACCCGAACCGGCCCAACCACCAGAACCGGCCCAAACCAGCCCAACCACCCGAACCGGCCCAAACCACCCGAAGCGGCCAACCCCCAACCACCCGAACCGCCCAACCAGCCCAACCACCCGAACCGGCCCAACCACCCGAACGGGCCCAACCAGCCCAACCACCCGAACCGGUCCCAACCACCCGAACCGGCCCAACCACCCAACCACCACCCUAACCUCCCAACCACCCCAACCACCGAAAGUCGCCCAACCACCCUGAACCUGCCGAACCACCCCCCAACCACCCCAACCACCCAACCGCCCAAACCAGCCAACCACCCGAACCUUCCCAACCACCCCAACCACCCUAACCUUCCCAACCAUCCCAACCACCCUAACCUUCCCAACCACCCUAACCUUCCCAACCACCCAACCACCCUAACCUUCCAACCACCCCAACCACCCUAACCUUCCCAACCACCCUAACCACCCUAACCUUCCCAACCACCCUAACCUUCCCAACCACCCUAACCUUCCCAACCACUCUAACCACCCCAACCACCCUAACCUUCCCAACCACCCUAACCACCACUGUUCUGUCUCUGUCCCCUCUACAGAAAUGUGAGUAUGGCUCUCCAGAGGAGUUCCUGUGUCGAGCCCUAGACGCGCCCCAGCCCCAGUCUGUGAGUAACGCUGUGUGCCUGCUCCGGAGGAUCGGGGCGUGUAUACCGGAGGGCCACGCCCUCACCCCGCUGGGUCACCAUCUCGCCACUCUGCCUGUCAACGUCAAGAUCGGCAAGAUGCUCAUCUUCGGCGCCAUCUUGGGCUGUCUGGACCCAAUCGUAAGUUACAGUCCAUGCGUGGUGUCAUACAUUUCUGAAUUAGCAUUGUAUUAUACUGUUGUAUUGUAUUAGCUGCUUGCAAAAUCAGCAGUCAACAAUGUGAUAUGGGACUCACCUAGUUAAAGCUAGAAUCCGUAAUUUAAACAAUAAAAAAGCAGCACCCCGCCUCUGUUUUGGUAAAAUGCUGAGGGAUGGGCCUGGAGAAAUGUAGCCACUCUCAAAUUCAUAGACAUGGCUAUGGAUGCAAGGACUGACCGUCCAUGAUAUCAAAAUGAUAGUUUUAACCAUGUUUUGAGGCUAUACCGUGUUUGUUUACGUUUUACAUUGUUUACAAACAUUGGAGUAAAACAAACUUAUAUUUUGGGUUCUGAUAGGGUGUGACAGCUCAUAAGGCAUUUAGUAGUUAUAUUCUUUGAGAAUCAAUGCAUAUAUAUAAUUAAUUUAUAAGUCCAAAAAUGGAUGUAGCAACUACGGAUUCCAGCUUUAAAGAAUACAUCUAAUUUUCUAAAUCCAUGAUGACUGAAUGUAAUUGUAUUGCAGGCGACUAUAGCAGCAGCGAUCUCGGAGAAGUCUCCCUUUGCCACGCCCAUGAACCAGAAGGAUCAGGCUAACCUGGCUAAAGCUACCCUGGCUGUAGCCAACUCAGAUCACCUGACUAUCUACAAUGCUUACCUGGGGUAGGUGCAUCUCUUUUCAAAAGUAUGAAUGACCAAAAUCUGAGAUGGCUAAUUCAGGGUCAUGUUCAGUUGGGCACAUGGCAGUGAUGGUAAAGAAAACAUGUUUCUUGGACAAGUUCACCUAUUACCUCUGUUUCAAUCUAUUUUCUUCCAUUUUGUGCCUAAUAAAUAAGACCCUGGACCCUGUUCUCUCUAAAGCAACUGUGACAUAGCCUAACCCUGAAUAUGUUGAUUGUUCCUGUGCACUUCUAAUGGCUCAGCCACCAUCUUGGUUCCUUUGUUUCUGUUCCCUAAUGGUAUUGUUCUGCUAACAGGUGGAAGAACAUACGCAGUGAGGGAUAUCGAGCCGAAAUGGCCUACUGCAGGAAACACUUCCUGAACCGCAACGCCCUCAUCACCAUAGAGGUAUUCUAUUCUCUAACUUGUGUCUGGUUCUCUCAUCUGGUAUGCUUUAACAGUGAGCGUCAGGGUUGGGGUCAAUUCCAUUUUAAUUUUGAAUUUCAGUUUAUGUCUUGAAUUGACUGAAUUGAAAUGUAAUUUACCCCAACCCUGGUGAGCAUGUCUAACUGCUAUACACAGUGACAGUAGUUAUAAGAGAUCAUGCGACAUUUACAGUGGUUAAUAAGGACAUUAAACCUGGAUCUCUUCCCCAUCAGGACAUCAAACAGGAGCUGAUGCGUAUGAUGGACCAGGCUGGAUUCUCUGGUUCCUCCAGGUCCGGUCGAGGACCACCUUCCCGGGAUCGGUCUGACCCCAGGGGUCCCCAGGCUCCCCUCACCCCCCUUGGUAAGCCUCAGAUCUGUGUCCUGAACGCGGUGCUGACAGCAGGACUGUAUGACAGUGUGGGGCGGAUCCUCUACACUCCCUCUGUGGACGUCCUGGACCGGGUGGCGUGCUCUGUGGAGACAGCCCAGGGGAAGGCCCAGGUCCACCCCUCCUCCGUCAACCGCUGCCUGCAGACACGCGGCUGGCUGCUCUUCCAGGAGAAGGUCAGUUGGUCCCAUUCAAUCUACCCAUCUGUAAUCUCUAUGGUGAGAUCGAUUACUCACUGGGUGUAGAAGAUUCCCUUAACUGGAGAUAUAGGAUCAAAUUCUCCCUACUUCUAAUCCUAACCAAGGGUGCGGCCAGGCCGGGGCAACCUCUAACUCCCAGGGAGGCCUAAAUAUAAUAAUUGACUGUGUUUUUUUAUACUAUUAAAAAAUACUAUUAAGUUCCUCAUGUUUUAACUUCCUCAUGUUUUAAUCAAAUUUUGACUCUCCCUCAGGUAAAAUACUCUAAGAUCUACCUGCGGGACACGACCCUGAUCUCUCCGUUCCCCAUGCUGCUGUUUGGAGGGGACAUCGACGUACAACACCGGGAGAGACUCAUCUCUCUGGACGGAUGGAUACACUUCCAGGUCAGAGUUCAUCUCUGGGUCAGCUGUAUUACAUGUUUAUUAUUAUGGAUGACUAGAGGGGUACAUCAGUGCUACAGCAGAGACACUGUGAUACACAAAGAGAAAGAAAAUCGAACUCUUGUUUCCCGGACCCAGAUUAAGUCUACUCCUGAACUAAAAUUACUUCUCAAUAGAGAAUCUCCAUUGUAAGUGCUCUUUAGUCCAAUACUUGUCUUAGGCUUGCAGUCCAAAUUCAAAGUAGACAGCCCUUGGCCCUACACCCUCAGCCCUUGAAUGAUGUUUUACAUCGUCACAUCCGAGUGUUCCUUAAAUGUCCCUUGCCCAAGUGAGGGAGCGUGAUGAUCGGAGAGGCAAUGUCCUUGGUGGAAAUCUUGAAAUUGAGUUGAAAAACAACCAACCUAAAGCUAUUAAUGUACCUAGUAAGCUAAUAUACAGUGAGGGAAAAAAGUAUUUGAUCCCCUGCUGAUUUUGUACGUUUGCCCAUUGACAAAGAAAUGCUCAGUCUAUAAUUUUAAUGGUAGGUUUAUUUGAACAGUGAGAGACAGAAUAACAACAAAGAAAUCCAGAAAAACGCAUGUCAAAAAUGUUAUAAAUUGAUUUGCAUUUUAAUGAGGGAAAUUAAGUAUUUGACCCCCUCUCAAUCAGAAAGAUUUCUGGCUCCCAGGUGUCUUUUAUACAGGUAACGAGCUGAGAUUAGGAGCACACUCUUAAAGGGAGUGCUCCUAAUCUCAGCUUUUUACCUGUAUAAAAGACACCUGUCCACAGAAGCAAUCAAUCAAUCAGAUUCCAAACUCUCCACCAUGGCCAAGACCAAAGAGCUCUCCAAGGAUGUCAGGGACAAGAUUGUAGACGUACACAAGGCUGGAAUGGGCUACAAGACCAUCGCCAAGCAGCUUGGUGAGAAGGUGACAACAGUUGGUGCGAUUAUUCGCAAAUGGAAGAAACACAAAAGACCUGUCAAUCUCCCUCGGCCUGGAGCUCCAUGCAAGAUCUCACCUCGUGGAGUUGCAAUGAUCAUGAGAACGGUGAGGAAUCAGCCCAGAACUACACGGGAGGGUCUUGUCAAUGAUAUCAAGGCAGCUGGGACCAUAGUCACCAAGAAAACCAUUGGUAACACACUACGCCGUGAAGGACUGAAAUCCUGCAGCGCCCGCAAGGUCCCCCUGCUCAAGAAAGCACAUAUACAGGCCCGUCUGAAGUUUGCCAAUGAACAUCUGAAUGAUUCAGAGGAGAACUGGGUAAAAGUGUUGUGGUCAGAUGAGACCAAAAUCGAGCUCUUUGGCAUCAACUCAACUCGCCGUGUUUGGAGGAGGAGGAAUGCUGCCUAUGACCCCAAGAACACCAUCCCCACCGUCAAACAUGGAGGUGGAAACAUUAUGCUUUGGGGGUGUUUUUCUGCUAAGGGGACAGGACAACUUCACCGCAUCAAAGGGACGAUGGACGGGGCCAUGUACCGUCAAAUCUUGGGUGAGAACCUCCUUCCCUCAGCCAGGGCAUUGAAAAUGGGUCGUGGAUGGGUAUUCCAGCAUGACAAUGACCCAAAACACACGGCCAAGGCAACAAAGGAGUGGCUCAAGAAGAAGCACAUUAAUGUCCUGGAGUGGCCAAGCCAGUCUCCAGACCUUAAUCCCAUAGAAAAUCUGUGGAGGGAGCUGAAGGUUCGAGUUGCCAAACGUCAGCCUCGAAACCUUAAUGACUUGGAGAAGAUCUGCAAAGAGGAGUGGGACAAAAUCCCUCCUGAGAUGUGUGCAAACCUGGUGGCCAACUACAAGAAACGUCUGACCUCUGUGAUUGCCAACAAGGGUUUUGCCACCAAGUACUAAGUCAUGUUUUGCAGAGGGGUCAAAUACUGAUUUCCCUCAUUAAAAUGCAAAUCAAUUUAUAGCAUUUUUGACAUGCGUUUUUUCUGGAUUUUGUUGUUGUUAUUCUGUCUCUCACUGUUCAAAUAAACCUACCAUUAAAAUUAUAGAUUUGAUCAUGUCUUUGUCAGUGGGCAAACGUACAAAAUCAGCAGGGGAUCAAAUACUUUUUUCCCUCACUGUAGCUAGCUAGCACUCCUGUCAGAUAGCUAGCUACAGUUACCCAUAGCUGGCUAGCUAGUAUUAUAGUAUACAUUUCAGAAUUCCAAAAAAGAUGUUUAGCUACGUUUUAUAGGGUCCUCACUACGAGACUAAGCCAAUUUGCCAACGGUAAAAUCAAUGUCAUCUAUGUAUUUUUUUUUGCACGCUAGCGUCAUAAUUUUGUCUCACAUGCCGAAAAAUGCAGCCAUGUUGAUUAAAUUUGACACUGUUCGCACGCACCGGAGUUUGACACGUGACUACAGUUUGCAUUGAAUUGUGGGUCAUAUCAACCACACAAGUGAUCAAAGUUCUUCGCUCGUGUUUGGAAAUUAAUGUGUUUGGACUGCAGCCUUAAUCUAGGUCCAGGAAACGGACCCGUGUAGUUGUGCAUACUGUCGCAAGCAAGGUUCUGUCUGAUCUCUGUUCCUCCCUGUCCUCCUCUCUCUCCCCACAGGCCCCAGUGAGGAUCGGAGUGAUCUUUAAACACCUGAGGAAGCUCAUAGACUCACUGCUGGAGAAGAAGCUGGAGAACCCACGGAUGAAUCUAGAAGGUAAUAUUCUACCCUUUCUCUGUCUUUUCCCCCUCCAUUUUCUCUUGUUUCCCUCUCUCAUUUUCUCUUUCCUUCUUCCUCAUCCUUCCAGUCUCCUCCUCCUAAGCCCCCUACAUGUUUGUGUUCAUGACAUUGUGCUCUGUGUUGUUUGAUUGUGGUAAAUGGUGUUGUUUACACACUUUUACAUAGAUGAGAAGACCAUCCAGUUGAUAAUAGAACUGAUCAAGAUGGAGAAUGUCUUCUGACCACUGUGACCUCUGACCUCUCGUUGGAGACCUCGGCUAUACGCGGUUGUCCCAGGACAGAUGGAUGGCCUAAAGAGGUGGUUGUACUGUAUAAUGACAUUUAAAUCAUGAAACAAAAUAGCAUAUUUCUUAUCUUUUAUCAAUGAUGAUUGUUGCCAAACAUAAAAUAAAGCUGUAUUUGGUGUUGAUGGCUAAUUAAUGUUUGAUAUCCGUUUUUAGGGAAAUAAACAUUUUAGGUUCAUUCAUAGCUCCUUCCCUCGGAAUGUAACAAACAUCCUUUGGUGAUUAGCAUGUCUUAGUUUUCUAAAAUAAAC